AUGUCCUUGAAAGGACCAACACAUAUUAGCAAAAGCUCAAACAUGAUUGAGAAGCAUGUCGACACCGAGGCACGCCAGGUCAUUGACAGUGCCAAAACUGACAAGGCCUUGGAACUUCUGGCGAAUAAUCACAUCGACUUCAAUCCGGAGUCUGAAGAAGCACGGCGUCUGCUCCGCAAGAUCGACUGGAGACUCAUGCCAAUGAUUUUUACCGUGUAUCUCUUUCAACUGAUGGACAAAAACUCGCUUGCGUUUGCAGCAAUUAUGGGCAUCAGGGAGGACGCAAACCUCACCCCAAGUCAAUACUCCUGGCUUGGAUCGAUCGUCUACUUUGGCUAUCUUGCAGGCGAAAUCCCCGCCACUUUCUUGAUGCAGCGAUUUCCCCUCGCUCGUUAUCUGGCAAUCAUGUGCAUGAUCUGGGGCAUCAUUGUGGCGAUGCAUGCCGUCUGCCACGAUUUUGCUAGCCUUGCUGCGGUUCGCUUUCUCUUGGGCUUUGUCGAAGUCUGCACAGCGCCCGCAGUUAUCAUGAUCACGGCUUCUUGGUACACUAAGACCGAGCAGGUGACUCGUGUCGCUAUCUGGUAUACGACGUCUGGAUUUGCCGCAGUGUUUGGAGGCUUUUUCUCAUGGUGCAUCUAUCAAGCGACUAGUUUUCGGUGGCAGGGGCUGUUCGUGCUCUAUGGAGGCCUCACCCUCUUCACUGGUAUCGUUGUGCUUUUAUUCCUGCCAGCAUCUCCCACGGAUGCUAAAUGGCUGACGAAUCAACAGAAAGUCAUGGCCCUGGAGCGUGUGCGGAGUAACAAGACCGGAACUGAGGUAUGGAAGUUCAAUGCGGCCCAGCUGAAGGAAGCGCUCUUGGACGUUCGAUUCUACAUGGUGUUUCUCCUCCUUGCCAGCGGAGGUGUGGCCAAUGGAGGUGUCACUGCCUUUGGGCCGACUAUCAUCAAAUCAUUCGGCUUCAGUGUCUCACAAACGACCCUACUCAAUAUGGGUUCCGGCGGCGCCCAAGUUGCUGGAACAAUCCUUGCGCUUUUUGUUGCGAAGAAAACCAGCGGUACCUUCGCAGGCGUCUAUACGCUCGUGCUCGCUGUUGUGGGUACCGUUAUGAUGCUUGCGAUGGCUCCCCAACACAACACUGCGCGCUACGGUGGUUUUAUUCUGCUCAUGCAAUUCCCGAUCUAUGUUCUCUUCGUCAUCACAUUCAUGACUGGCGGGGUUGCUGGUUCGACAAAGAAGUUCGCCUUCACGGUAGCUUAUCAAUUUGGAUAUUCAGUGGGAAACAUCGUCGGUCCUCAGACCUACCGUGGCUCUGAUGCUCCAAAUUAUCCGAUUGCCAAAUACACGAUGCUAGGGUUCUUGGUGCUCACAGCCCUAAUGGUUGGUACCUAUGGCUUACUACACAAAUUGUGGAACAAGCGGAGAGACGCAAGAGCUCUUAGUGAGGGUGAAGAGCCACGUAUGGAAAACGAAGAAUUUAGCGACUUGACGGACUUCCAGAUCAAGAGCUUUCGCUAUCCAUUAUGA
Molecule: messenger RNA, 1524 nt
Organism: Exophiala spinifera
Lineage: Eukaryota; Fungi; Ascomycota; Eurotiomycetes; Chaetothyriales; Herpotrichiellaceae
Exons: 6
Coding region: 1-1524 (507 amino acids)
Biological process (GO): transmembrane transport
Cellular component (GO): membrane
Molecular function (GO): transmembrane transporter activity
Source: RefSeq, a predicted model, not a curated record